AUGGGCAUAUGUCAGAUAAAAUUUCUAAAUGUUCUACUGUGGUUUGGGUUUUUGUUUUAUGGUAUUUUCUUUUGGUGAUGUCUAGUUUAUUUUUCUUUUGUUGCUUAUCUUUCUGGGGGCAUAGCAAAAACUCUGUUAAUUCAGUCUUGACAACUCAGACACAUGGUGGUUAUAUACAGUUUUUCAUUUAGCUAUGAUUUUGAAUUCCUUUUUCUAUCUAGUGUGAAAUACUGGCCGGAGUUAUUCUUUUGCGUGUGGACAGGCAGUUGCCUUCCAUUAUUGCCGAACACUUUUCUGUCCUUGAAUGACCUUGGCAUCCUUAGACCAGGUGACUAUAAAUGGAAAGGCUUAUUUCUGGGUUUUCAGUUUUAUUCCCCAAACAAUCGGAAUUGCUGACUUGUGUUUCAGGCAGGAUCCUAUGCAUGAGCUCAUUUACUUCUCUAUUACGCAUUGAUAUUAACAUUAUUCUUAGUCCCGCCUUGCAGAGGAAGUAGUUUAGAUCAUGGAUGGUAUGUCUGGACACAAACUUGCGCUGAUACUGACAGCCUGAGCUCUCAGCCGUGGCAUGAAUAAUCUUAGCAACCAGAACUGUAGAAAUGUACUGAAAAAAUCCAUUAUAACAAAAACUACCGUGACUCGGAUUGCCCUACUGGGCUGGAGAAACACCUCCGAUAGAGGCUUAUGCGUGCUUGCUGUCUCUGCGUGGUGAGGUCUGAAACCUCACCUCAAGGCCGAGGACAGGUUAUACCGCGAGUCUAGGUGGGUACCCUGGAGCCUGCUGGUCAAAGCCCACGCAGGCGCUGUUCUAGGUGAAGACAGAAAGGACCUUGCCUUCUGGCGGGAGGCUGCCCGAGACCCGAGAACUCUCGCGCGAAGAUAUGUUGUUACCACGGUAACCGCAUCGGUUUAGAAAGAUGGCGGGGCGAAGUGUGGGAGUGCCGAGAUGCGGUGCUGCAGGUACUCAGUCGCGCGGGCAACUUGCAGCUGGACAGGACCUCCUCGCCCGGGAGCAAGAGUACAAGCGUUUAAAUGCAGAAUUGGAGGCAAAAACUGCUGAUCUGGUUAGACAAGCUGAUGAAGCAAUAAGAGAUCAGCAAGAAGUACGAGCUAGGCUUUUUUCAACAAAAAUUACCUCAUGCAAAGAGGAAGAUGGUUCCAGUACAAGAGAUCUGUUGUCAUCUGAAGGGAUGGCUCAUCCAUGGUCAGAAACCAAGCCAAAGACCAAAAACACUGGUCCUGUAAACAAGGUUCAAAACAGACUCCACUCUGCAGAAAAAGAAAGAAAAACAAAUUCAAGUGUUAAGCUGAAAUACCCCAGUGUGCAGACUGCCAAUGAUGUGGCCAUCCCAGACGAUUUCUCAGACUUCUCCCUUGCCAAGACAAUUAGCAGAAUUGAAGGGCAACUGGAAGAGGACAGCUCGCCAGGGCACACCGAUGAUGACAUUCUUUGUGGGGUCAGUAAGGACAUUGGGACAGAGGCUCAGAUCAGAUUUCUAAAGGCCAAACUCCAUGUGAUGCAGGAGGAACUGGACAGCGUUGUGUGUGAAUGCAAUAAGAAGGAGGAUGAAAUUCAGGAUUUAAAGUCCAAGGUGAAAAACUUUGAAGAAGACUGUGUGAGACAGCAGCGAACAAUUACUUCACAGCAGUCUCAAAUAGAAAAGUAUAAGAAUCUUUUUGAAGAAGCAAACAACAGAUGUGACGGACUUCAGCAGCAGCUCUCAUCGAUAGAGAGGGAAUUAGAAAAUAAAAGAAGAUUACAAAAGCAGGCUGCUACAAGUCAAAGUGCCACAGAAGUUCGCCUGAAUCGAGCUCUUGAAGAAGCGGAGAAGUAUAAAGUGGAACUGAGCAAACUAAGGCAAAGUAACAAGGAUAUUGCAAAUGAGGACCACCAAAAAAUUGAAGUGUUAAAAUCAGAAAACAAGAAGUUAGAAAGACAAAAAGGAGAAUUAUUGAUAGGGUUCAAGAAACAAUUGAAAUUAAUUGAUAUUUUGAAAAGGCAGAAGAUGCACAUUGAAGCUGCCAAGAUGCUGUCUUUCAGUGAGGAAGAGUUUAUGAAGGCUCUCGAGUGGGGUAGUUCAUGAGUGAGCGACUUCAACGUGAUGCUUGUUUGUGAUCAUUUAUCCAACAUCGAAUUGUAAUGCUUCUUUGCUGUUCAUAAGCGAUGAAAUGUGUGUGAAAUAAACAGUGCAGGGAUCAGCCUGCUGAAAUAAA
This is a messenger RNA of Myodes glareolus (Bank vole), 2211 nucleotides long. RefSeq names its product testis expressed 9 (gene Tex9). Lineage: Eukaryota; Metazoa; Chordata; Mammalia; Rodentia; Cricetidae. The record is from RefSeq and is a predicted model, not a curated record.